ACAUCCCCUUCACCCUGCUGUAACGUUAUAAACCUCCACAUCUCCGUCAGAGACUUUAACAGCUGCUUCACACACUUCACACACAGCUUCACACACACCUCAGGAGGAACUCGGGAUCCGUCUGAUUUGAACAAGGUGGAAAAAGAGGAUGGAACAAUUGAAGUUUUCCCAGGCGUAAUACAUGGAUUGUGUGACUAAUGGCUUACUGUUCACUGUAGGAGUCACGGUUUAAGUGGUUUCAAUUCUUUUCAAAUUGAAGCACUGAGGGUGUGUCAGGUACUCAGCGUUACUACCAGGCUACGGCAUGCAGGAUGGGCCAAACUCGCUCGGAUCUAUCGCACAGCACCGCCACCCCCGGCAGAGCGAAGUGGAGAGCAGGAGACACAGCCCAGCAGCGACUCGGUAUCUGCGGCUUUGGGAGCGGAGAGAAGCGACGGGGUGAGCAGCUAAACAGGAAUCCGAUGAAAAAUAAAGUGUUAUCGUGUCUGGGAAGGAGAAAGCGAGACUCCAGUCAAACUGAAGCGGAUCUAGGGUGCGGAAACGGAGCCGGAGAUCCAGCAACGCGCCGCGAUCACAGAGUAGGAAAGUUGCCCAGGGACGAGGUUGUAUCGACGGUUGGGGAACAUCGAGCAUCCCCGGGUUGUUUCGAGACCCCACCUGGCCUGGAUGGUAAUGUCGAGGCUGUCCAAGGCGUCGUGAACCGAGAGGCAGCGGCUGGCUCGUCCGAUGCGUCUGGCUUGGAAACGCGGACCAGCGAAGUCAGCGGAGCGGGCUGCGAGGAGCCGAAAACCGGGCGGGAGGACAAUGCCUCGGAUCCCCCGACGAGGGCCAUGGAUGAUCAGCCUCUGGGGGGAAACAGCCAGGGUCGCUUUGUAUCUGAGGAUUUAACGGGGACUAGUGUGAGUGCAGCCCCGCUGCUCACCUCUGUCCCGGACUCUAAGCGGACUUUCUCUCGCCUGGCCCCGGAUCAACCGUUGGACACGGGGCUGUCGCGAACGGACGACCACGCGGAGGUUAAGAUGACAAAAAGUGACUGUAGUACCGUGUCAUGUCGGCCCAAAGCGGCUGGUGACAGCAACAACUGUUGUCCUAUUGAAAGUAAGGACUCUAAUGAGGCCCCUCGGGGUCCCACAGGGGGCCAAAGUUAUCCAGGAACCAUACCCAAACUCAUCAUAACCAGAGACCCCAGUCCGACCCGUCCUCAGGUGACACCCACCCAGCUGACCGUCCGCACGGAGCUCAGCACCGGCUCGUGUCUGGAUCCCCACCCCGACGAUGAGUCCCCUUGCUCGGACAGCGGCUGCGGAGGGUCUCCUGCGCUCAUGCGCUCACCUAGAAAGCUGUCCAACUCCUCUUCCAUCGGCCUGUCCUCCGCCUCAUCCUUCGAGGAGUCCGAGGACGACUUCACCGGGAGCGACAUCGAGUCCAGUCUGUCUCCUGCCCGGUCCAUGUGCAGCCCGGACGAUGGGACAGGGAAUAAGUCCUGGCAGAAAUUGAAGACCAUGGUUCACUGGUCGCCCUUCGUUGUGUCCUUCAAGAAGCGUUACCCAUGGGUGCAGCUAGCUGGCCACGCAGGUAACUUCCAGGCUGGGGAGUACGGACGCUUGUUGAAGCGAUACUGCGAGUGCGAGCAGCAGUGCCUACAGAAGCUGAUGGAGGACACACUGCGCCCCUACGUGCCUGGUUAUUAUGGUGUAGUAAAGAGAGAUGAGCAGGACUAUAACCUGAUGGAUGACCUGCUGGCUGACUUUGACUCGCCCUCCAUCAUGGACUGUAAGAUGGGAAGCAGGACGUACUUGGAGGAGGAGCUGAUCAAAGCCAGAGAGCGUCCUCGCUUGCGAAAGGACAUGUAUGAGAAGAUGGUGGCAGUGGACCCCGGGGCCCCCACAGAGCAGGAGAGGGCCCAGCAGGGAGUCCUCAAACCCAGAUACAUGCAGUGGAGGGAGACGCUCAGCUCCACAGCCACCCUGGGCUUCCGCAUCGAAGGCAUUAAGAAAGCUGAUGGAACUUGUAACACCAACUUUAAGAAGACAAAGCACAGGGAGCAGGUGAUGCAGGCCUUGGAGGACUUUGUAGCUGGGAACACUCAGAUUCUGAAACUCUACCUGAAGCGGUUGGAGGAACUACGUUCAGUCCUUGAGCAGUCGCACUUCUUCAAGUCACACGAGGUUGUGGGCAGCUCUCUGCUGUUCGUGCACGACGCCUCGGGGAAGGCCAGAGUGUGGAUGAUUGACUUUGGGAAGACGGUACUCCUGCCGGACACUCAGACCCUGGACCACAGGACUCCCUGGGUGGAGGGCAACAGGGAGGACGGCUACCUGUGGGGACUGGACAACCUCAUAGACAUCUUCAGCAGUAUGCUCCCGCAGACACCUUGAGAGAGACUCAGACGACUGCGAUGAGACAUUCUCCAGAUGGUAGAAGAGAUACAAGAUUGGGAGAGGUUGAAGAAAAGGACUGAUGAUUACACAAACUAAGAUUGACAGAGGAAGGAUUAGAAAAGGGUCAUCGGUUUAUGACCCACGCCAUGAUCCAAGUGUCUUUAUCUUAUUGUACCUGUGUGAGAAGGAGAUGAACCAAGAAAAGCGCAAGAUUUCUAUUGCAAAGUGGAAUAUGCCAAAGGCCGACUUCAUGCAUUAAUGCUCCAUUCGUGGGGACAGAUGACCUGCGAUGAGUUGAGGCAAACAGUAGUAGGAUGACAAAGAGGGAGAACUGAAUGCAGAAUUGUAACGUUUAUCUCAUGUACUGUGGAGCAUACAGACCUCUGACAGGCAGUUUUCCUACAAAGGCACACUUAACGUUGCUCAUCUUCCUCCUCAACAUCGCCCUCUAUUGGUUAGAGUCGCACACAGCACUCUCACAACCACGAACUUGAUCCAGAGGUAUGAAACCUUUUGACGCAGCCUUUCAGGAGCAUUGGGUUGUAUUUUUGUGAUGGACUACAUUUGAUGUUUAAGUAUACAGCAACACUAAAACACUGGUCAGACCAGGUGUUAACUAACUCAGUGUGUAAAUACCAUUUUAUUUAAUUUUUUUUGGCCUUGGUAUAACCUCUUUACCUUGUUUGUACGAUUUCUGUGCCUAGCAUUUUUAAAGAGCUGUUUGAUCAUUCCAGUGCAGUGGACUCCUGCUAUUUUUCUUCCAAAGAGUUCGCCCUACAUAUAAUAAUCCCAAAGUUUAACUUCUUGCAGAAAAGUGUUUUCUAAAUUUUUUUUUUUUUUUUUUUUUGUAUGAUAUGCAGUCAGUUUUUUUGCUCGUUUAUCUGUGCAGUAAGCAGCUUGGCAGCCAUGUUUGUCUGGAAUUUGUUGCACUAUGGAUCCUCACAAAGCCAUUGAACAAAUCAAGCGGUGCCUCUGUGUGUCUUAAGAUGGGAAGCAGCAGUCAAGUACUGGGUUUACAAAUGCGGACGUUUCUAACAUGAAUAUAAUUUGUUGUGAUCACUUCAUUCUCUUAAGUCAGUGUUGCUUCAGAUUUGCAGGGAGUUUCACAGCAAAGCAGCAGUGUCACUGGUGAAAUGAUAACUGGAAUUACCUGAUUAAACUGAUAAGUCUGUGUGACUCGAGCUUACAUGUGAUCUUCGGACUGGAAAUUUUUAAUGUGUCUUAUGAUUCAACGGAUGACGAAUCGAAUACAACAGUGUCAC
Molecule: messenger RNA, 3643 nt
Organism: Epinephelus fuscoguttatus (brown-marbled grouper)
Lineage: Eukaryota; Metazoa; Chordata; Actinopteri; Perciformes; Serranidae
Gene: itpkcb
Product: inositol-trisphosphate 3-kinase Cb
Exons: 8
Coding region: 312-2378 (688 amino acids)
Biological process (GO): inositol phosphate biosynthetic process
Cellular component (GO): nucleus; cytoplasm
Molecular function (GO): inositol-1,4,5-trisphosphate 3-kinase activity; inositol tetrakisphosphate kinase activity
Source: RefSeq, a predicted model, not a curated record